GAGCCCAUCAUCCAUCCCACCCCCAUCCCAUCCCAUCCCAUCCCCUCAUACCCACAACAACAAGUUUCAAGAGCACCACGAAAUACGACCUGCCCGGUACCUCAACUCCACAAAAUAUCCGGAAUUGUCCACCUCGUGCGUCGCACAUCACAUCAAUCGAGGACAGAAUACGGAUCUGUCAAGGUGCAUUUGGGCAUUCCAAUCUCCAUUGGUGUUUGUUUCGAUUCCUACGGACAACCGACUGAAUCCUGGACACUCCUUUUCUCAAGAUUGUUUCGUGAGCUGCAUAUCGCUUCUCGUCUUCUUCCCCAGCUUCCUAUUGCUGCGCUGCUGCACUACUGCAUUCCCGCUAUUGCAUGUUAGAACGAGCCGAGGCGGCUACGAAUAAAUAGGAGUGGAAAAACAAAAUCCCUCACUUAAACAUUAGUUAACCUCUGCCGUGCCACAUUUGACAUGUCUUUCAAAGGCUAUCCCCAGUUUAUUCUAUUGGGCGAUUCCAUUGUGCAAUUCUCGAGUCAUCUGCGGGAUGGCUUUUCCUUUACUGCGGGUCUUGAAGAACAUUGUUCUAGGCGGCUGCAGAUAAUAAACCAUGGGUUGAGCGGGUAUAAUACCGAUAAUGCUGUUGAGAUCCAUCAGCAUCUCGUCCCAAAUCCAACCGCUGCAAAGGUUCCCUACCUGCUCAUCCUGUUCGGUGCGAAUGAUGCAUGCCUACCGGAUGGUCCUACGGGUCAACAUGUUCCAUUGGAAAUUUACAAGAAAAACAUUGAAAGCCUUCUCAAGAAUUGGAGUUCCAUAGCACAAUGCCCCACGAUUUUACUGGUUACACCGCCCCCUAUCAAUGAGGUUCAGCUUGAGGAACAAGACCUCCAGAAGGGGUAUUCUUCCCUCACACGAUCACAGGAUAAUACAGCCAAAUAUGCAGCUGCAGUUAGAGAAAUUGCCGGUGAAUGGAAAGAUCGAAAUGUAGUAUUAGUCGAUCUAUGGAAGGCUAUUUUGGUGAAAGCGGUGCAGAUGAGUCCAGAUAAUACCGACAACCUUGAAACAAUUGGCACCAAACGUGCUGGGGAUGAUACAGCUAUGAGGGCACUCCUCACUGAUGGUCUUCAUCUUUCUAGUGAAGGAUACAGAGUAUUCUUGGACGAAGUUAUACCAUUGGUUGGAAAAGAGUGGAAAGAAGAGCCCUUGGAUAGCCCCAGCUGGGUAUUUCCACACUGGACAGUAGCUCCUAAAUUUAGUCGUUAAACGGAAUGCAUGCAUGAUGCAUAGAAUGGUGUAGGUGGUCUUUUCUUUGAUAGAAUAUACAUGCAAGGAAGACUUCUAGAUUAUUGGGAUCAAGUAGAGACAUCUCACCUCCUUAAAUAUUGAGUUAUGGAGGGUUGAUUAGCUUCACGGGAGAGUAUUUAAGAAUCAAAACGUAGUUUACA
This is a messenger RNA of Botrytis cinerea B05.10, 1424 nucleotides long. RefSeq lists its product as hypothetical. The record is from RefSeq and is a predicted model, not a curated record. Bases 454 to 1242 code for a protein of 262 amino acids. The transcript is spliced from 4 exons. Lineage: Eukaryota; Fungi; Ascomycota; Leotiomycetes; Helotiales; Sclerotiniaceae.